CACCUCAAUCCCUUCCAUGAUUCUGUCUGCAGAUCUAGACUGAAGAAACUCUCUAAUUUGUUUUGUUUGUACCCUCUUUAACGUUAAACAAAAUAAUAAACACCAAACCUUCGUAUCUCCCCAUUUCAUUGUUCUUCAUUGGGUUUUAAUGGGGAAAACCUUUAGUUUUCUUUUCAGCCUUUGUGAUUGGUUCCUCUGCUCCCCUUGAUGGGGAUUCUUCUCUUUCCCCAUGAAAUUUUAAACAAAUUUCUUUGGGGUUGGAGCUCUCUCUCUCUCUCUCUCUCUCUCUAGUCUCCCCUCUAUGCUGUACAUAUGGGGUUUCUUGCUUUUGCCUCCUCAGUAGCAUGUAACCCAUCCAUUCUCCCAGUUUCGAUCUCCGGGCCUGAUUCUUCAGACGAGAUUAUAUACGCGGAGUAUGUCUUGUAUGCUUCCCUGUUUCAUGUCAUCUUAUCCCAACUGUACCACUGUGGUGAACGAGCUUUUCAAUGCUUUCCUUUUUGGAUUUUGAAGCAAGAUAGGCAUAGAUGUUUAAUUUUUUCGUCUGUUAGGAUUAUGGAAUCUGGAAAUAGGUAUCACCCAGUUGAUGAGUUCAAAUUAGAUGCCAGAUGGCUAAUUGAUCCCAAGCAUCUCUUUGUUGGCCCAAGAAUUGGAGAGGGUGCCCAUGCCAAAGUCUACGAAGGAAAGUAUAAAAACCAUACUGUUGCAAUCAAAAUUGUCCACAAUGGAGAAACUCCAGAAGAAAUCGCCAAGAGAGAAGCACGGUUUGCAAGAGAGGUUUCCAUGUUAUCUCGAGUUCAACAUAAAAACUUAGUCAAGUUUAUAGGUGCCUGCAAAGAACCUGCUAUGGUGAUAGUGACUGAGCUUUUGCUGGCAGGAACAUUGAGGAAAUAUUUGUUGAACAUGAGGCCGAGGUGCUUAGAUACUGGUGUUGCUGUUGGUUUUGCCCUUGACAUUGCUCGUGCUAUGGAAUGUUUACACUCUCAUGGCAUCAUACACCGAGAUCUCAAACCUGAGAACUUGCUCUUGACAGCAGACCGCAAGACAGUAAAACUAGCAGACUUUGGCUUAGCUAGAGAAGAAUCAUUAACAGAAAUGAUGACUGGAACGGGAACUUACCGAUGAAUGGCACCCGAGUUGUACAGUACUGUUACAUUAAGGCAGGGAGAGAAGAAGCACUACAACCAUAAGGUGGAUGCCUACAGCUUUGCUAUUGUUCUGUGGGAGCUUUUACAUAACAAAUUGCCAUUUGAAGGCAUGUCAAAUCUUCAGGCAGCAUAUGCAGCUGCUUUCAAAAAUGUAAGGCCUAGCGCUGAAAACUUACCAGAGGAACUGGUAAUUAUUCUGACUUCAUGCUGGAAGGAGGAUCCGAAUGACCGGCCUAAUUUUAGUCAAAUAAUCCAGAUGCUUCUUAAUUAUCUUUCUACAGUUGCUCCCCCUAAACCCAUGAUUCCUCCCCAAAUUUUUACUUCAGAAAAUACAGUCUUUCCACCGGAAUCUCCAGGUACAAGCUCUUUGAUGGCAGCACACCAUGACUCGGGGGAAACUACCAAAGGAAAGAUGGAAGACAAGCCGAAGUCUUUCUUUUUCUGCUUUAGCCAGUGUUAUUAACCCAUUAUCGACAACUGAAAUGAUAAAUAUGAACAUAAUUGCCCUUUCUCGGGGUCAAAACUAGCUGAAGGAAGCUCAGUAAACUAGGAUUCAACUCUAGUGAUUACAUUUUGAUAACACCACAAAUUUCAAGUGAAUAAUCUACAUUUCAAUUAAGGUCAGUUAGAUAAAAUAUUUGCAGCGUAUCUAUCCA
Carica papaya (papaya) is the source of this 1801-nucleotide messenger RNA. The record is from RefSeq and is a predicted model, not a curated record. NCBI's taxonomy places the organism in Eukaryota, Viridiplantae, Streptophyta, Magnoliopsida, Brassicales, Caricaceae.